Molecule: messenger RNA, 612 nt
Organism: Vanrija pseudolonga
Lineage: Eukaryota; Fungi; Basidiomycota; Tremellomycetes; Trichosporonales; Trichosporonaceae
Exons: 3
Coding region: 1-612 (203 amino acids)
Source: RefSeq, a predicted model, not a curated record
AUGACGACCAACCUGGGCCAGUAUCCCAUCUUCAGUCCUCACCGAAACGGCUAUCGCCUAGGCCACGACAACCUCCCCGUCCGCUCGCUCCAGUUCCUCGCGUACAAGUGGGGGCCGUACUCUACCUGGCUGGCAGGCAUGGCCAUCGGUGACGAGUCGUACUUUGACCCCCGGCAGCGCAUGUUCAUGUGGCGCAUAGCGACCUGCGUGAGCGGUGCACGGAUUACGCGGGCCGACGGGGACGUGGUGGCCAUUCCAAGGGGGGUGUUUGAGCGUAUGGCGCGGGUCGAGAAGGAUGUGUACAUGCCUGCAUACAAGUUCAAGCUCGAGGCGCUGGCCGAGCGCCGGCGCAGUAUAUGCGGGUACGCUGCGUGGGCGACCCCGCCGCCAACAGAAGAGAUGCGCCAGGUGGCCCACGCGUUCGCCAACAUGCGCGUGCGGCAGGUCGAAGGUCUGAGCUCGCACGGGCCAGAGCAUGUGGGCCGGGCGGCGGCGCUCGCGCCCAGCUCGGGCACGCACGACGACUGCGAUGCGAGUUUCGUGGCCGAGGCGGAGCGACUGCAGGCCGACCGGGCGAUCGCGGAGGAGGCGGAGGAGGAGGAGGAGGAGUGA